GAGGGGCACACCUUCAUUGAGCUUUGGCACAAACUAUGCUAUAGAUUGGACACGGAUGUAGAACGAGGUAUUGUCAAAUGCCCCAUCAACGAUGACAAGAACCACAGGUUGGUUUAGGGGGGGGAGGGGGGCCUGGGAUGCUUUUGACGACGGAUAUGAGGUUCUGGGAAAGAAUCUGAUGGUAUGGUGUCAAUCACCAGAAGGCAGUGUGUACAUCGACAAUCGGAGAUGAAAGAGCGGAUGAGCGUGGAGCAGGAGGGUGAAGAACAGACUAGCAAAGAGCACGAGAGCCAACAAGCAGAAGAGCAGACAAGCAAGAGAGUAGAAAAGGACGAAAACCAGAAAAGCAGGAGCGCAAAGAAGACGGAAAGCAGAAAAGGAGGAGGAGGAGGAGGAGGAGGAGGAGGGAAUGAAAAGCCAGAAAAGAGAGAAGUAAGAAUGAUCCAAAGUGCAGAAAAGGCAUUAGCAGAUGCACCACGUUUCAAAAUCAUGUUCUGAGAUUUCAUGAGCGGGUAGCCUGGAGGUUGUCGGACUGCUGGCAUCUCAGAUCCAGAC
Macroventuria anomochaeta is the source of this 555-nucleotide messenger RNA. RefSeq lists its product as uncharacterized. The transcript has a single exon. The record is from RefSeq and is a predicted model, not a curated record. Lineage: Eukaryota; Fungi; Ascomycota; Dothideomycetes; Pleosporales; Didymellaceae. Bases 184 to 498 code for a protein of 104 amino acids.